Molecule: messenger RNA, 1861 nt
Organism: Prorocentrum cordatum
Lineage: Eukaryota; Dinophyceae; Prorocentrales; Prorocentraceae
Source: the annotation of a GenBank genome assembly
GGAACCGCAAGAAGCAGGGAAGAGGGUGGGGCUCCUCCUCCGUCGCGCUCCUUCCCCUCGAGGCUCCCUGACACUCCGCAUACGUACAUAGCCCCCUGCACGGUUGCUUUUCCGUGUGCAGAACCACACACGGACAUCCACAGCCAGAUAGCGCACUCACGAUGACAGAGCAGCCGGCGAGCAUGUGGGUCUCCGCGCUCUGGGGGUCGAUCUACGCCGCCGGCAUCAUCGGAUGCCUGCUCGUGUACGGGCUCCUUCAGGAGCGCAUCAUGUCGGAGCCCUACGGCGAGGCUGGGGACAUCUUCAAGGUCUCCGUGUUCCUUGUGCUGUGCAACCGUCUCGUGGCCGUCUGCUUCGCUUCGGGAAUGAUGUUCGGCAAGGGGGAGGCGGUGAAGAACAUGGCGCCGCUUUGGAAGUACUGCGCGAUCUCUCUGUCCAACGUCGGUGCGACAUGGUGCCAGUAUGAGGCUCUCAAGUACGUGUCCUUCCCCGUGCAGAUGCUGGGAAAGAGUUUCAAGAUGAUGCCCGUGAUGAUCUGGGGCAUCAUCAUCUCGCAGAAGAGCUACGGCUGGAGGGAUUGGGCCGUCGCCGCGGCCGUCACUGGCGGCGUGACCGAAUUCCUCAUGACGGGAAGCAUCAAGGCCAAGCACUCGUCUGGCACGAGUGCGCAUGGCCUGCUCCUGCUCCUGCUCUUCCUGGGCCUCGACGGCUUCACCUCGACCUUCCAGGAGAAGCUGUUCAAGCAACACAGCACCACGAAGUACAACCAAAUGUUCUACGUCAAUAGCUUCUCCUGCAUCGUCUCUUUCAUCACGCUGAUGGCCUCGCAGAAGGCCGGCGAGGCCUUCCGUUUCUGCGGCGCGCACCCGGCGAUCAUGCGCGACGCCCUCACGCUGAGUGCCGCGGCCGUGGGCGGCCAGUGGUUCAUCUACUCCCAGGUGAAGGAGUUCGGCGCCCUGGUGUUCGCGGCCACCAUGAACCUGCGGCAGGUGAUCUCCAUCUUGGUGUCGUACGCCACGUACCACCACAGCCUCAACGGGCUCCAGGCCAUCGGGCUGCUGCUCGUCUUCGGCGGCCUCUUCUACAAGAGCUACUGCGGAAUCGCGGCCGCCAAGCCAGACAAGAAGGAGACGGAGCCGCUGCUCCCCCACAAGCAGGACGUGGAGGCCCCCGCCGCUGUCAAGGCGUGAGGGCAGGAGGCGAUCUGGGCGAUCGCGCUCUACGUCGUGCUCGGACACUGGGACACCCUCAUCGGUUACCAUGAGUGUCUACUGCUCGUCCACGCCCUUCAUCCUGUGAUCUGGCUGGGCGCGCUUUGUGCGGCAUCUAGCUGCCUGCGGCAAGCCUCGCCGCCGUGCCUGUGGAACAUCGCAGUAGGAAGGAGGCUGAGUGUAGGAACAGCGCAAUUCGGAUUUCGUCCGCGCGGUAGGGGACACGGUGGUGGAUCCUGUCCUUGCUCACGCUUUCGGCCUUGCUUUUGUGCCAACUGGGGCGCGAGCUGACAUGUUGUCUCUAGUUUUUCCCUACGCUCCUCCUCCUCCUCCACAUUUCUUCCUGCUUGUGGUCUUGCACUUCCUCCGCAUCGUUCUCUCGUUUGCUCCGCAUGCGGACCUCUCCCUCCUCCUGCUAUCUGCGAUGGCGGCGGUUCUCUCCGUGGAUUGGCGCCAUCGGUUGGCCUCACCCCUGGCCAACGCCAGGGGUGCGGGAGCAAGCGCCAAUCAGGUGAUGAUAGUACGAGCCGUAGAACUCUCACCAAUGAGGAUCAGGUUAGCAAGGCUAAUGAUCGCAGCAGCGGCAAUGACGUGCAGAAGCGCGCCAAUAUCACGAGUAUGAGUAAUGACAACAUUGAGGGAACAGCGAG